CACGUCAACAAUGGCGCCCGCGGAGACGGAGAAAUCCAUUACUCUUCCACCAACACACUUUGUUCUCGUCCCGCUCAUGGGGCAGGGCCACACCACCCCCAUGGCCGACCUUGCAUGCCUCAUCGCAGGACGCGGCGUGCGAGUGAGCCUCGUCACCACGCCCGUCAACGCCGCGCGCCUGCGGGGACUAGCCGACAGGGCGCGGAGCGCCAUGUUGCCGCUGGAAAUUGUCGAGCUCCCAUUCCCGCCGGCCCAUGACGGGCUGCCCCGGGGCAGCAGCGACAAUAGCGACAGUGUCCUCCAAUUGUUCCUGUCCCUCUAUAGGCUCGCCGGGCCACUCGAGGCCUACGUGCGCUCGCUGCCCUGGCGCCCCAGCUGCAUCAUCUCCGACUCCUGCAACCCGUGGACGGUCGGCGUCGCCAGGAGCCUCGGGGUCCCUCGGCUCACCUUCACCGGCCCAUCCUGCUUCUACUCACUCUGCGACUUCAACGUCGCCAAGCACGGGCUUCUUCACAGAGGCGACGAUCACACGUGCGUCGUGCCGGGCAUGCCGGUGCGAGUGGACUUGAGCAAGGACACAUGGGCCGCUGCCUUCUUAACUUGCAUUCCUGCAUGGGGGAAGUUCGUGGAGGAGGUGAGGGAGGGCAUCCGCAUGGCCGACGGCGCCGUGGUGAACACGUUCCUCGGCCUCGAAGAACAGUUUGUUGCGUGCUAUGAGGCAGCGCUGGGCAAGCCGGUGUGGGCGCCCGGGCCCUUCUUCCUCAAUAGCCGGAACGAGGAGGCUCGCACCGUAAACCAGAGCGCGGUCACCGCUUGGUUGGACAAGAUGGACCAGAGCACGGUCGUCUAUGUAAGUUUCGGCAGCCUCGCGCAGAUGCUUCCCAAGCAGCUGUACGAGAUCGGACACGGCCUCGAGGACUCUGGGAAGCCAUUCCUUUGGGUGGUGAAGGAGUCCGAGACGGUUUUGCCAGAAGCGAAAGAGUGGCUCCAAGCCCUCGAGACGCGCACGGCAAGGCAUGGGCUCGUAGUGCAUGGCUGGGCGCCUCAGGUCGCCAUCCUGUCACACCGCGCCGUAGGUGGCUUCAUGACCCACUGCGGGUGGAACUCGCUGCUGGAGUCCGUCGCGCAAGGCGUGCCUGUCGUGACGUGGCCUCACUUCGGUGACCAGUUCCUCAAUGAGAGGCUUGCGGUGGACGUACUUGGCGUCGGCGUGCCAGUUAGGCCGUUCGAUGCCGAAAAGGCCGUGGACCCUGUAGUGCGGGGGCACAUUGCGCGAGCAGUGUCGGAGCUUAUGGGCGAUGGGGCAGUGGCAGAGGAGAGGAGGAGAAAGUGCAAGGAGUACCGGGAGAGAGCUCACGGAGCCAUGGCGAAAGGAGGCUCGUCGCAUGAAAACCUGACGCUGCUAUUACACAGCUUCAUGCGGAGUGGCCGCAAGGAAUAGUAGAUUCGGAAUUGUUAGGCACUCAAUUCCGUUGCUCUGCUAGGUGAAGUGUGAAUCGUGCUAAACUGUCAAAGGAUAACAAAUGGUCCAAAUCUCUAGUAUCAAUGCUCAAGAAUAUCCCUACCACUUGGUUAUUUUGCCCACUAGAAAUGGACAUCCCCUCCUCGAACCUUUUCCACCACCAAAAGGGGUUACCAGUAUGUGGGCAUAUUUUUUUUUACUAUUAUCUGAAUCAAAUAAUACUUAUAAUACUAAUACCUUUCUUGAGGC
Triticum aestivum (bread wheat) is the source of this 1711-nucleotide messenger RNA. RefSeq names its product UDP-glycosyltransferase 73C1-like. The record is from RefSeq and is a predicted model, not a curated record. Gene Ontology annotation, molecular function: UDP-glucosyltransferase activity. The transcript has a single exon. NCBI's taxonomy places the organism in Eukaryota, Viridiplantae, Streptophyta, Magnoliopsida, Poales, Poaceae. The coding region runs from base 11 to 1441 and encodes 476 amino acids.